CGCGCUGAGCAAACGCAUCCUGCCCGCGUCCCCGGGAAGCACAAAAUUACUCUGUACCUUUCCCAGUCCCAUAGGGCAGCAAGGGCUAUUGAAGAAAUACAUCACCGGAGGUGCUGAGGCUUUGCAUAUCCCCAGCACCUCACUCUGGCUUUGCCCCUUUGCGCGCGGUACGGCCGUGUUUCCGCUGACUUGCGUUAUCUACCUGCAAACAAAGGGAUUUGCCGUUUGCGUUGCCGGUGCGAAUUCCCCGGGGAAGGUUUCCUUUGCCCGGCUAGGGCUCGGAGCGCGAGCGCGUGACGGACGGACGGACGGACGGACGCAGCGCCAGGAGGGGGUUUCGCGGAGCUGCUCCUGGUGCUGCUGGGGCUGAAGGUCCAGGUGGCCGUGGGCUGCCCCAGCGACUGCGUGUGCUACCCGUCCCCGAUGACCGUCAGCUGCCAAGCCCACAACUUCGUCACCAUUCCCGAGGGGAUCCCCGAGAACAGCGAGAGGAUCUUCCUGCAGAACAACCAGAUCACCUUGCUGCUGCGGGGGCACUUCAGCCCCUCCAUGGUCACCCUCUGGAUCUACUCCAACAACAUCACCUUCAUCGACCCCAACACCUUCGAGGGGUUCGUAAACCUGGAAGAGCUGGAUUUGGGGGACAACCGCUACUUGAGGGCUUUAGCGGCAGACACCUUCCAAGGGCUGGUGAAACUCCACGCCUUGUACCUGUACAAGUGCGGGCUGAGCUCCCUGCCCAGCGGGAUUUUCGGCGGCCUCCACAAUCUGCAAUACCUGUACCUGCAAGACAACCACAUCGAGUUCCUUCAGGACGAUAUUUUUGUUGACUUGGUUAACCUCAGCCAUCUUUUCCUCCAUGGAAACAAGCUCUGGAGCCUCCAUCAGAACACGUUCAGGGGACUGAUCAACCUGGACAGGCUGCUCAUCCAUCAAAAUCAGCUGCAGUGGAUUCACAGGCGGGCUUUCCACGACCUCCGGCGACUGACCACCCUCUUCCUGUUCAACAACAGCCUCUCGGAGCUGCAGGGGGACUGCCUGGCCCCGCUGGGAGCCCUGGAGUUCCUGCGGCUGAACGGGAACCCGUGGGGCUGCGACUGCAAAGCCCGCUCGCUCUGGGAGUGGCUGCGCAGGUUCAGGGGGUCGAGCUCCAGCGUCAUCUGCGAGGCGCCCGAGCAGACGCGCGGCCAGGACCUCAAGGCGCUAAGAGCGGAAGACUUUAGGAACUGUUCGGGCUCCGAGUCCCUCCACCAGAUUAAAACACACACUUUCUCCACGGCGGACAGAGGAGCCUCCAAAACCCACCGCCACCCUCACCACUCC
This is a messenger RNA of Struthio camelus australis, 1323 nucleotides long. It is a transcript of the gene RTN4RL1, whose product is annotated as reticulon 4 receptor like 1. Lineage: Eukaryota; Metazoa; Chordata; Aves; Struthioniformes; Struthionidae. The record is from RefSeq and is a predicted model, not a curated record. Gene Ontology annotation, cellular component: extracellular matrix. Gene Ontology annotation, molecular function: protein binding; signaling receptor activity.